GACCCACACGCACAGGCUCAUGCACAAUGCAGUCUCCUGAGUCCUGACUUUGACAUCUGCAUGUUAGUAGAGCUGCCGUAGUUGGAAGGUUCUUCAAAGUUCAGCAUUUUGAUUGUUGGACUUUAUAUGCAGAGAAGCAGCUGGGUUGGGAAAGGAAGACGGCUUCCCUCAGGUACGGUGGCCUUCUGUCCACGGUUUCUAUUUGCCAGUGAGCCUUUCCAAACCGCAGAUCUCACUCCUCACAAGCACAAUGGCGCCUUUCCCCCCCCGUUUCCUGCUGCUGCUAGUUGCUGCAUUGCUGCCAAUGUGCCACCUGGCAGAGGCCGGACGCGGGCUCCUCCAAGCGCCGCUCGUGAAGGACGUCUCGGAGUUCUGCUCUGUUCAGCGACGGGCCUUCCGCUUUUUCACCCAUCUUUUCCCCGACCAAUUGGCCCGUGGAGUCCAGAUAGACUACUGCCAAAACCUUUACCCCAACUUGGGAACAGUCACAGGCACCACCACGGAAACCGCGCUGCCCGGCGGCGGCCGCUUUGUCCAGGUGUCAAUCACCGCGACAAACGUGUUCGCGGUCGCUUUCCUUAACGACGCCAAUAACAACCGGACGUUGCCGCUGCUGGGUGCUGACGUCAGCGUCGGGGACCAGGAUCUUGAUCAACUGACCCCAGAGCAAUUCAACCUGGUGACUGCACGUGGCAGCGCCACGUACAACCCGAGUUUCAUUCAGCUUGACGUGCCAGUUGGCUCGCCGUUCCCGUCCCUGCUGGACUUGGACGCCAACAUCGACGACCUUCGCGGCGUGGUCACCGGUCCAAUCCGCCAAAACAGUUACCAGAACGUCGCCGUUGGCACUCCCGGAGAGAUCACCGUCGCCCAAGUCAGCGUGGCCCCGACCGUCGAAGGCGAACUGCCACCCUUCAUCACCGAGAAUGUGGAUCUUGCUGUGCUUUCGCCCAACCCAGCCCUACAAGAGCAGGUGCAAGCGCUUCUCGCCCAGAUCACAACCGUCCCUGUAGAGGCGCAGUUCAGCCUUGUCGAUCUUGAACCUUUCCCGACCAGUCCCCCCGGGGAAACCUGCGACCCGUCCUCCAAUCUCCCCAACCAGUGCUACGACGCAAGCGGAACCGUCUUCGUUUGCUGCACCGGUGCGUGCGGCCCCAACCUUGCUGGCGACCCGCAGUGCGCGUAACCGCUGAAGGUUACGGUUGAGAUUAAGAUUCUAGCGGUCUCUGCCUGGUCGCGCCAAUGGUUGCCGAGUUUCUCAAAGGGUCUUCUGUUAGUGAAUGGCAUGAGGUUAUCAUGCAACAGAGCAUCAAGACAAUAAAUGGAGGCCCUUGGAUCCCCGCGUGAGCCUUGACAGGUGGCACGUACCGUUGCAUUUGAUGCAACUGACACAUUGAGACGUGAAAGUGGUCUUAGGUGAUUUUCGACGUUUCAAUAGCGCCGGAGUAAAAUUUGCCAAUUAAGGUCUGCCAGUGGAUAACGUAGGCAAUUGGUUUAUAUAUAGAGUGCCCGGCGCGAACUGUAGCUCGGCAGACUGCGCAAACUGCCGAGGUGGCAACACCUGAUUCCGUGAAGAGUGUUUUACUAGUGCCAAGACCGGAUUGGAACAGCCAAAAGCCAUUCUCCGUCAAGCUAGUACAAUCCUUCGAUCCAUCCUCGACCGUCACGGGGU
Klebsormidium nitens is the source of this 1672-nucleotide messenger RNA. The record is from the annotation of a GenBank genome assembly. NCBI's taxonomy places the organism in Eukaryota, Viridiplantae, Streptophyta, Klebsormidiophyceae, Klebsormidiales, Klebsormidiaceae.